Molecule: messenger RNA, 9610 nt
Organism: Taeniopygia guttata (zebra finch)
Lineage: Eukaryota; Metazoa; Chordata; Aves; Passeriformes; Estrildidae
Gene: IPO8
Product: importin 8
Biological process (GO): protein import into nucleus
Cellular component (GO): nuclear envelope; cytosol
Molecular function (GO): small GTPase binding
Source: RefSeq, a predicted model, not a curated record
GGGGGACGCGGGCCCGCGCUGGUGGCACGGGGGGGCGGCGGCGCUAGCGGCGGCUCCUCCGCGUCCUGCUGCCCCGGGAAAGCGCUGCCUGCCGGUGGGAGAAGGCCAAGAUGGAUCCCAACAGGAUCAUCCAGGCGCUGAAGGGCACCAUAGACCCCAAGCUGCGCGUCGCCGCUGAGAACGAGCUCAACCAGUCCUAUAAGAUCAUCAACUUUGCUCCAAGUCUGCUGCAAAUCAUAGUAUCCGAUCAAGUUGAAUUUCCAGUGCGUCAAGCAGCUGCCAUUUACCUGAAGAACAUGGUGACACAGUACUGGCCGGACCGUGAGCCACCUCCUGGAGAAGCGGUUUUUCCAUUUAAUAUUCAUGAAAAUGAUCGGCAGCAGAUUCGGGAUAACAUUGUAGAGGGAAUCAUUCGUUCUCCUGACCUAGUGAGAGCCCAGCUGACGAUGUGCCUCCGUGCUAUCAUUAAACACGACUUCCCUGGCCAUUGGACAGCUGUGGUAGACAAGAUAGGAUACUACCUGCAGUCUCCAAACAGUGGGAGCUGGCUUGGGAGCCUCCUGUGCCUCUAUCAGCUGGUGAAGACUUAUGAGUACAAAAAGGCAGAGGAGCGAGAUCCCCUCAUAGCAGCCAUGCAAAUAUUUUUGCCUCGGAUUCAGCAGCAGAUGAUCCAGCUUCUGCCUGAUAACUCCCAUUACUCUGUCCUGCUUCAGAAACAAAUCUUAAAAAUCUUCUAUGCUCUUGUUCAGUAUGCAUUGCCCCUCCAGUUGGUGAAUAACCAGACUAUGACUCAAUGGAUGGAGAUCUUCCGGACCAUCAUUGAUAGAAAUGUACCACUGGAGACUUUGCAGAUUGAUGAAGAUGAUAGACCAGAGCUGGUGUGGUGGAAAUGCAAGAAGUGGGCAUUGCAUAUUGUAGCUCGUCUCUUUGAACGAUAUGGAAGUCCUGGAAAUGUAACUAAAGAAUACUUUGAAUUCUCAGACUUCUUUUUAAAAACCUAUGCUGUGGGCAUACAACAGGUUCUCUUAAGAAUCUUAGACCAGUAUAGGCAAAAAGACUAUGUUGCACCACGUGUUCUUCAGCAAACAUUGAAUUAUCUGAACCAGGGGGUGAUUCACUCUAUAACAUGGAAGCAAAUGAAGCCACACAUACAGACUAUAACAGAAGAGGUGAUAUUCUCUCUGAUGUGCUACAAAGAUGAGGAUGAGGAGCUCUGGCAAGAGGAUCCAUAUGAAUAUAUCCGCAUGAAAUUUGAUGUAUUUGAGGAUUAUGCAUCCACAACAACAGCAGCACAGAAUCUCCUUUACACUGCUGCAAAGAAGAGAAAAGAGGUAUUACCAAAAAUGAUGGCAUAUUGCUACCAGAUUCUGACAGAGCCAAACAUUGACCCAAGGAAAAAAGAUGGAGCUUUGCAUGUUAUAGGAUCCCUAGCAGAUAUUUUACUGAAGAAGAGUGUCUUCAAGGAUCAAAUGGAGCUGAUGUUACAGAAUCAUGUGUUUCCCUUGUUCAUGUCUAACCUGGGAUACCUCAGAGCUCGAUCCUGUUGGGUACUUCAUUCAUUUAGUGCUUUGAAAUUUCACAAUGAGCUAAACUUGAGGAAUGCAGUAGAGCUGGCAAAGAAGAGCCUGAUUGAUGAUAAGGAGAUGCCUGUCAAAGUAGAAGCAGCCAUAGCCCUUCAGACCUUAAUAAGCAACCAAGAGCAAGCCAAGGAAUAUGUGAAGCCUUAUGUAAGGCCAGUGAUGCAGGAGCUCCUGCACAUUGUCAGGGAGACAGAAAACGAUGAUCUCACAAAUGUAAUCCAGAAGAUGAUCUACGAGUACAGCCAGGAAGUCGCUACUAUCGCUGUGGACAUGACUCAACACCUGGCUGAAAUAUUUGGUAAGGUACUUCAGAGUGAGGAAUAUGAGGAAGUAGAGGACAAAACGGUUAUGGCCAUGGGCAUCUUGCACACAAUUGACACAAUCCUGACAGUUGUGGAAGAUCACAAGGAGAUCACUCAACAGCUCGAGAGCAUUUGUUUACAGAUCAUUGGCCUUGUUUUGCAGAAACACGUUAUAGAGUUUUAUGAAGAAAUUCUGUCCUUGGCCUUCAGCUUAACGUGCCAGAUGAUUUCACCUCAGAUGUGGCAGCUUUUAGGUGUUCUGUAUGAGGUUUUCCAGCAGGAUUGCUUUGAAUACUUUGCAGACAUGAUGCCUCUCUUGCAUAAUUAUGUGACCAUUGACACUGAUACUUUACUGUCUAACCCAAAGCAUUUAGAAAUCAUUUACUCUAUGUGUAAAAAGGUACUGACAGGAGAUGCAGGAGAAGAUGCAGAGUGCCAUGCAGCCAAACUCCUAGAAGUGAUUGUUCUUCAGUGCAAAGGACGGGGUAUUGACCAGUGUAUUCCCCUCUUUGUGGAGGCUGUUCUGGAGCGCUUGACUCGAGGAGUUAAAACAAGUGAGCUCCGUACCAUGUGUCUUCAAGUUGCCAUAGCUGCACUCUACUACAAUCCUGACCUACUUUUGCACACCUUGGAGAACAUCAGAUUUCCACACAAUCCUGAGCCCAUCACUGCACAGUUCAUAAACCAGUGGAUGAAUGACACAGACUGUUUUUUUGGACUUCAUGACAGAAAGAUGUGUAUAAUAGGAUUGAGUAUCCUAAUGGAAUUGCAGAACCGACCACCUGCAGUGGAUGCUGUGGCUGCCCAGAUUGUUCCUUCAAUCCUCCUCCUCUUCUUGGGUUUAAAACAAGUUUGCGCCUCACGAGAGCUCACAGAACACGAGGAUCAUGCUAAAGAUGAAAAACACUUUGCAGAAGAUAAUGAAGAGAUACCAAGCGAUGAGGAUGAGACAAAUGAAGUGAGCCAGGCAAUGCAAGAGAACCACAGUGGAGGAGGAGGUGGCAGUGCUGGAGCUGGAGAGGAAGAGGAUGAAGAUGAUGAUGAUGAUGACUGGGAUGAAGAUGCAUUGGAGGAGACUGCUCUUGAAGGGUUCAGCACACCUCUUGACCUUGAAAAUGGUGUUGAUGAAUACCAGUUUUUUACACAAGCACUUCUGACGGUGCAGAGCCGGGAUGCAGCCUGGUACCAUUCCCUGACCGCACCGUUGAGCGAGGAUCAGAAGAAACAGCUGCAGGAGAUCUACACAUUAGCAGAGCAUAGGAGAACUGCUGCAGAGACUAAGACAAUAGAACAACAAAGUGGCUACACAUUUGACAACAAAGGACUGAUCACAGCAUUUAAUUUUGCUGGAAAUACUCCCGGUGGCAACUGAAGGAUCGGCUACAAAGAUCAAUGGGAAGGGUCUCAUCACUACAUUUUCUUGAAAUUAUCGUGACUUCUGAGUGAUACAGGAGGGUAAUUUAAUGCAGCUGAAGGUUUUAUGGGUAAUAGUGGUGUGCUUCCCCCACCAGAGUGCUCUUUUUAACCAGCUACUGAAAUGUACAAAUUCUUGUGGUGUUUUUAUAAUUUGAUGGACUGAAAGGAAAUGUUCAUCCUCAAGGAACCUGGAUGACUGGGAGGGGCCAGGCUGCAUCUAAUUGAGUUGCACUUCUCAGGUUUUUGCUGUGCAGAAUUGAUAGAUUCAAAUGGAUAACAGUGCCUUCUGUUGUACAUGGAUUGCCUGAACAAAUGGAUUUUGGAGUGCAUUAUAAUUUUUUAAGUGUAAGGACAUUUCUUGAUACACUGUAAGCCUUGGUUCCAUGUUUUCCAAUCACCUGCUUUUUACUGCUCAGUUUACUUGUUUGUUGGUUGCAUACAAAUUGCUGGAUUCAGAAUAUUAGUACACCUUCCCAAUUUGGUGUAGACCAAAUGAGUAGAGGGAGGUGUCUGUUGGAGUUGCAGAGCAUACACUGGUUACGUCAAAGGGUCUUAACAAAAUGGCAGAUUUUUCCUUGAUGCAGUAGUCUUAAAUUAUUUUCUUAGCCAUGAAUUCAACUCGCUUGAGUUACAGUGGCUUGCCUGGCAGGUGGCUACUCUAAAUCUACAUCAAUAUUAGCUCCUUCCUGGACAAGUGGUGUGGCCCUCUCAUGUAGGUGUUCUACAUGACAGCUUUUUGCUAUUAUUGAUGAAUAUUGGAUUAUAUGUGGGAUAAUCUCUUCUGUUUUUUUUCAUUCAUUACCAUUCCAGUGGUAGUACUGAAUAAUGUGGUACAAAAUAUUUGCAAUAUUUUAUUUAUUUUGAUAGAAGAAGAACAGCUUCAAACUUACUUUUUACUGUUACACUCUGAUUGUAUUUCUGGUCUGCAUUGCAGUUGGUUAUUCUUGUUCCAUGCUGAAAUUUCUUCUGACAGAUUUUUUUCCUGAAUUUUGAAGACUGUUUUCACCGCUGGAGGUUCAGACUAGAUAUUAGGAAAAAUUUCCUUAUGGGAACCGUGGUCACACAUUGGAACAGGUUGCCCAGGGAAGUGGGAAGAAUCAACAUCCCUGGAAGUGUUUAAGCAACACGUAGAUGUGGCACUUAGGGACAGGGUUUUGCAGUGAACAUGGGGUUAACAGUUGUACUUAAUGACCUUAGAGGUCUUUUCCAACCUAAAGGGUUCUAUAGGACAAGGUGUUUGUGGAGAAUUUCAUCUAGAGAGGAAGUGAUAGCAGUACUAAUUUGAAUAGGUGCCCCUCCUUUAGGUUUACUGGGAUCGCAGUGGUGUAGCAAAAAGCAGUAGGGGUCCUUUAGAAUGUCAACUUUGGAUUGGAGAUAAAAUGUUUAGACCAGAUUUUGUCUCUGUGUUAAUUUCUUUAUGGUUUAAAAAUAUUCACCAAUCAAUAUUAAACACAUACUAAUAAUCUAUUUCUUUACAGCAGCAUCCCAAAUAAAAAGUCAAAUCCUUUCCCAUACCCCAUCAAAUUUUCCACAACUACAGUAAAUUACUACUGGCUCUGUGCAGUGCUCUAGCUUUCAUUUUGUCAUUCUGGGUGAGUCUGAUGAAUCUGAAGCACUCUGUGCCUUGGCUUCUGGAAAAGGCCAGAGGAUCUCUGCCCAUUCCUUCUGGAAUUUUCCUAGCCUGGCAGCUGUGAGGCAGAAUGUUCCCUACACUUUCCUGUUUCCUGCACCUUUUUGUCAGACUCUAAGGCUGUUUCUGUGCUGCUGCUUCCUCUUUCUUUUUUUUGCCUUCCUCUCCCCAGCAGCUACAGAGUAAAGUUGGCCUGGUUCAUGUAGGUUUUUCACUGUUGCUACUUAGUUAAUAGCAGCAGUGAAAAUGGCUCGUUUUUAGGCCUAUUGUACAUGUGGAAAGUUGUGAGAAUUCCAGGGUCUGUAUUUCCAAAAGGGAACAGUCUAUUUGAGCUGCAUUGGACAGGUUGUCUAAGGUCAAGCAGCAGAGAGCCAAGAUAGCCUUUAUUUUGAAUGUCAGGUUAUGAAAAUUACAGGUCACUUGCUAAUUUAGGCCUGGGGGUGUACUGACUGAGAUAGUACAUAGGAAAGCAAUACAUGCAGUUUGUUGGUGAGUUUAACAGAAACCACAGAAGUUUUGAAAUAAUUCAUGAAGUUAAGAAAUGGUUUUUGGAAGUUAAGGGCACUGGCGACUUUUCUCUUACCUGUCAAUUCAAGUAUUAGGCAGGUAAACUGUUUAAGCCCUUUAUUAUUUUAUUAAAAGAAACUAGAUUGUCAAGUUGGGUUUCUUUUAAAGCCCAUUUGCCUUCUCUACACUGGUGUGCAGAGUAGAAGAUGGAUUUAUUUUUCUUCUGCUAAUGAGGUUGCUUGCACAGUCACAAGCUAAUAUAUAGGAGUUGAUGUGUUCAAGGUAAAAUCUGCUUUUGCAUAGCAUCAUCUUGGUGUCACUAAGCUGAACUAUGGCUGCUCCCUAGUUCUGCUUCUUGUAUACUUUUCAAAUCAGCUGCCAAGAAAAUUUCAUCCAGAUGUUUCAUACAAGAGUUUAAUCAGCAUUGUGGAGUUGGGAAUCUUUGUUGUCUAUUUUGCACUGGGGUCAGAGAUGUCUGAGGGAAUGGCAUGUAAAAAGGUUAAAUGCCUUUCCCUUCCCAGAAGAUUCAUGAGCAAAUGUUUCUACUGGCCAAAGCAAAUGUUAAUUAUUUUAUUCUUUUUUUCUGAAAAGUGUUUUCUUCCAAAAAGAAUUACUGGGCUCUGGCCUCCACUUUAACAUAUGGUUCUCUUUUAACAUGAUAAAUACCCAUUUGUACAUGAUCAUAAAUAGGUAAUGGAUUUUAGGUGUUUCUUUCUGAGUUAUUGUCCAGCUUUGUACUGCAUUAAAGGGAGAGUAACACAAAUGUGCAUUUACUGUCUCACUUUGAAGCCGAGGUAAUCAUGGAAUAUCAGAUACCAGCACUGCCAACCAAGCAUGAUGUAUUUGCCAAUGGAAGGAUAGGGAAUCAUGAAUGUAUUGCAAAAUAAAACAAUGUCUGAUAACUGGUGAUUUAUGUUGCCCCACGCCCAUAAUCCCAAAGUGCCCAUGUGGGCACCACAGUGGCUUUACAGAGGAAAUUAGUGUUAUGGGGGUUAUAAUCAUAGCAAAUGUGAACUUACAUAAGCUACUUUUCCAGAUAAAAUUAACUGAUCCUGGGUGUUGAACUGCAUAUACUGUUUUGUCACUUGUGAAAGGAAAAUAAGAAUCACCACGUGUUUUGGCUGCCUCUUUUUGCUGUCUCUCUUUCAGCACUGAAGUACAUUGCUUGCUUUCAUUACAAAGCAGAAUCUUUAAUUACAAUUCCCAUCUCCAGGAAGAGUGCAGAAUAUCAAGCUGAGGAAAAAGGUGAAAAACCCCAAACCUCAACAAUCCCCUAAAAACCCACAUGUGGACAAUCUGACUGAAAUGAAUGUAUUUUGGGAGUAUUAAGUCAAAAUAUUUAAAGAACGUCACACAAAAUUAUAUUGUUUGCUUUAAGGAAAGCAAAUUUUGUGAGAUUCUUUGCUUUAGGGAAAACGGCUGCCUGUGGGGUGUCAGGGAGGCAUGAAAUGCUCUGGUUUAGGAUGUGCCCUCUGCCUGUGAAGUCCUGGCAGUUUGAGACUCUGGAUUCCAUCAUACAUUGUAGAUGAAAGACGGUAGGACAUUAGAGGAUUUUUUUUUUCCUUCCUACAAAACCAGAGUCUGUCUUGAGACUGUCUUGAGCCAAAGGAAUUGUAGAGAACAUUAAUGAUUUAACUGUCUUGUUUCCAGAAUACUUUUCUGUCUUUUUCUUCCCUCCUUUUCUUCUUUUGUCACCCACAAUGUUAUGGAUAUUUCAGGGAGUUUUGAAAAGCCAUGAAAAGGUAAACCUUAAACAAUUUUUAUAAAAUCUUUUUCUUGAAGGAAUGCAAUUCAUCAGUUGCAUUUCUCUCUGUAGAACAGUCUCUCAUUUGACAUACACAGAUGAUACAGAACUUCAGAAGUCCCUCACUUGUACCUGUGGUUUGAUAAGCCUCUCUGUGAUUUACUCCUUAAUAUGGGCACUUUGAAAUCCCUAUACCUUGUACUGAAAUUUGCUCAGAGGAUAAGCAAAAAUGCACUAUGUAAUGGAGUACCCAGUCCUCAUUCUGAGAUAUGCCCCAGUCAAUCUUUUGUUAAUAUUUGCCAGUCUGGUGGUCAGUUCCUCAAAGGCCUCUGUCUCUGAUUGAGGACUUUCUUCAAGUCCAAGUGGCUGUUUCUGCAGGUAGGCAGAGAAUCGAUUUUCCUCACUGCAGAAAAGCAUACAGCAGGCAUUUCUAUGAAAUUCCUGAUCUUAGGAGUGAGAAUAGCAUUCUUUUCUCUGGGAUACCAGGUUUAACCCAGGUGGGUGAGACACAGUAGAGAUGCAUGUUCCCACUGUGUUUAAGUAAGCCAGAUUCUAGAUACCAGGAAGUCUUGGCAUAAAACCAUAUAGUGAAGAGGAUGUGUGAACAGGGCAAGCUGCUUGCUUAGGACACCUCUUCCACUGCUACUAGCUUUGUUACACUAAUCAGAGAAAACCAGUGUAAAAUGAAAGAAAAUUAAAGCAGUGCUUGGGCACUGCACAGGCAGAAAGUUUCCUGGCAUGUGGAUCACUGCAAAUACAUGCAGAUACUCUUCAAAUACAAUAUGCAUCAUCUGUAUGGAUGUCAGUACCCUGACUGACAGCAGUUAAUGAGAGGUGAAGACUUAAUGUGAUUUUUCUCUGGCAGAAAUCAGAUGCAUCCCUUUAAAAUGUCUGGAAACUGCUUGUCCUUACUGAUAUGCAAUCACCAACAUGAGACACUCAGUGGGAUUACAAUCUUUCUUAAAGAUGAUCAGCAUACCUCCUAAAGAGCUACUGAAAGUGCUCUUUGUCUAGGGAGCUGGCACAUGAACUACUCUUGGAUUAGAAGAGUUUUGGGGAACACUAAUUCAGAGAGAAUCUGCAGGCAUAUGUGAUUGUGAUGAAUUGGGAAAGGAUCCAUCUAAAUUGAGGGGAUGCUUUUGAUAUGAUCGGAGAUCUGCAGCAUUCCCAAUGUUGCCCAAAGGUCUUCUAGAGCAGCAUCCAAGAACUUUGUUCCAUGCCUGCCUUUGGGAAGAGAAUGUGCUUGGGCAGCCCUAAAUUUGAUGCAGUGCUUUAAACUUGAGAUCAGAAAAAAAUUUUAGUACAAGUUGUUCGUAACAUAAAAAUAGUGUGGAAGUGGUAUAUUAGUGCUAGAAUUCUCUUUGUAGGCUGUAUAGAGGUUCACAGUUUAAGAGUUUAGCUCUGUUCAUGAUCGUGUAGGAGUUGAUGUUCCAGAUACAUGGAUUUCUCCAACAUGAAUACAACAGUGUCAGCUUCAGGAUUCACCUGAGAGAGUGUCAGGGGCUGCCUGCUGGACAUCUGGAUUAUGUUACAUGAAGUGAAGUGCAAAAACUGUGAAAAUCACUUGAUAGUUAAAGCUGUUGAGCAACAAAAAUUGUCUUGAAAUGAGAUUUUAGUAUUUUACUCAGGUAUGUUAUAAUUUUCACAUUUUGUGCCCUUAUACAAAAUGUAAAAUUACUGCAUAACAUAGAGGCCUAUUCAUUUCUCACAGAACUGUUCACCAUUGAAGGUGUUUAUCCAAGAAUUGUUCUUCAUUUUCAACAGGUUUGUUUGUGAAGUUGCACAUAUCCAUCUUUCACCACUUUUCAUGCACAGAGAUCUUGGAAAUUAACUUCACAAAAGGAAGAACAGUGCUUUGAAAAGAGAAUAUUAUGCAUAGCAGGUUAUUUUUAGAAAACAGAAGAACUAUGGCUUCUGAAGAAAAUAUGAAACCGUAAAUAUUUAUACAAGCGUGCAUGAGGUAAAGAAAUUAAUGUAAGACAAUAUAAGCAAAACUUGUUCUUUGAUCACAGCUGUAACAUUUAUUUUUCAUUGCCAAACAAUGUGUGACACUUACUUUUGAUUGCAUGUGCUGUUCAAAUAACGCCUAACAUAAAUCACAUGAAAUGUUUUGGGGGCUCAAAAAGAGACCAAAGAGGCCAUGCACAUUUCUUUUGAUACUAAAAGCAAAGACAUGAGCCCAGGACUGCUGCGACUGGAGGGAGCCUGCUAUGUGCUACAUUAGCAGAUUGAAUUGCAGGAUCAUCACCUUUGUAAAAAACCUGAAAUAUUAAACUGUGGGUUGGCUUUGAGGGCAAGAACUGACAAAUGCAAAGCAUGCAUUGGUGACAAGAAGAACCUCUUCCUAGCUUAAAGAGUUCUGUACAGUGUUCUCUUAAGCUGUGCUGAAUUUGCUUUAAAAACAGUAAUAAAUCUUAUUGCUUAGGUCGAA